AUGAUUGGUGGGGAAGGGAAGAAAGCUAAGAUAUUGGACUUGGACAUGUUUGGCGCAGGGCAGCUGGUAUCCUCUCUCCUUCCUGCAGUUUUCCAUUCACCUGCAGCUCAUUUUUUUCCUGCCUUCCCAGCCAGACUGGGCUCUCAACCUCAGUUCCUGAUCCCGGGGCCUUUUAUCAGCUACGAAUCCCUGAGGAAUUAUCUGCAGCCAGAGCUAUGCAAGGAAGCUUUGCUCCUGGCCACACAGGCGGUCGGGAUUGGGCCACUCACAGAGAGCAUAGAUGAACAGAGGCCAGUGAAGCAGCGUCGUGCACGGGCCAACUACAGCAGCUGGCAGCUGGAGGAGCUGGAGAAGGCAUUCGAGACCACCCACUACCCGGACAUCUUCAUGAGGGAAGCCCUGGCCCUCAGACUGGACCUUAUUGAGGCCAGAGUCCAGGUUUGGUUUCAAAACCGCCGUGCAAAAAUGAGGCGGCAACUGAAACUCCAGGGCCAAUGUCCAGGGCCUUAUGUGAAAAGGGACAACGAUGAAACAUCUGCAAAAGCGAGCAAGAGUUUAAAACACACAGAGACUUCGGACGGUGAGCACUGGGAGAAACAACAGGAAGCCGAAGGUUAUCCAUGGACAACCCAGAAGUUGGGGAAGUGGGAGAGGCCGGAGGGGCCGAGCUCAGAGGAGCUCCGCUCCUGCAGCAUUGCUAAGCUGCGGGCCAAAGCCAGAGAGCACGAGGCUGAGAUCCACAGCAAUGUAAGCAUGUCAGGAGGCACCAAACAGUCACAAACACAGGAAACUGAUUCCACGCAGAAUGACUGAUCAUUUUCAAUCUUCCUGUUUAUAAAUGAGUUGGAACUUUUGGGGGGAAGUGGAACUUAAAUAUUUAGCCGUCAUUAGCUGAAUAUAUGUAUGUCUAUAUAUUCUGUAAGAUUUUAUAUUGAAAAAUAAAUUUUACAUAAUGUCAAAGUUUAAGGUUUUGGCUUUAUCGUGCAUUCCAACUGACUUUUAACUUUCUUUAUGUUUUCUUGAGCACAUAUACAUAUAUGUAUAUAUAUUUUUACUUACUGAAAAGAUCAUUUUAUUAGAGAUGAUCAUGUCUUUUUAUAUGCUGAAUACAGUUUUAGAUACACCUCAAAUGUGUGUAGUGGCAUCCACUCCCAAUGAAUGGUACAUGCUCUAUGGUGGGGCCUCAACAUGUAACAAUGACAAAUGAUAAAUGUGGACGUCUUAUUGUGUCAGCCUAUCAGGGCAAAACUGAAAUGGGAUACACUCAAGUAAUCUGUAAAUGAUUUCAGCACGACAACCAUCCCUGACCUCUUGGGUUACCUCCACACACAGGCAGGAUGUCUACAUGCAGCCACACGUCCUCACAGGAAACAACGCAAAUAGCUAAAAAAUGAAAUCAUGAAGACUAACUGCAGUAUUUACACUCAUUUAUUAGACAUUUAAUACUAAUUAAUACAACAUUUCUGCUUCAAACUUCAAAUUUACAAAAUCUGCAUUUAUUCAUUUCUGAUGUCGGGUCAAAACUUUACCUCAUGUUUAAUAUUGAGAUUAAAGGAGAUAGCAGUGGUCUACAAUACAUUUAAAAGCUUUGUUCAUAUUUGCAUAUUAGCGCUUGCGAGAGGGGUGGGAUGGUUUGGUUCUCUUUGGAACCUUCAGGUGUUUUUGGAUCAACAAUACCUGUUGUUUAUACUAAUUCCUCUGUACUAUAAUUACAGUCUAUUUAUUUAGUAUUAGGAAAUUGUGCUCUGAUGUGCUGAAUCACACACACAAGUGUGGAAAGAUAUGUGCUCUGUGCCUCCUUAAUUGUUCCUGCUUCACCUAAACUUCUAGAUUUUAAAGAUACUAAUUAUGUUAUGUGUGCCUUGUUUAUAGAGUUGACCACAGGUUGAAAGCGGCAUGAUAACAGUGUGACACUGCCCCCUUCUGGGCUUCAAUACGUCUUUAGACAGGACAGGGCAACAAACAUUGUCUUUUUUUUGUUUGUUUGUUUUUUUACAUGUACCGACUGAAUGCGUUUUUUAUUUUUUUUUAUUUUACUGUAACGUAUUGAAACUUUUUUUUUUAAAUUGUUGUCUACAAUAGUUUUAGACUUUGCUUUCAUAUUCUGAGUCACCCUGUGUCAAUUAAUAAACAAUUCAUGUCUUACAGUAAUUGUGACAUGUAUCGAUGAUGAGGUCA
Messenger RNA from Oreochromis aureus, 2178 nucleotides. Its product is annotated as visual system homeobox 2. The record is from RefSeq and is a predicted model, not a curated record. The transcript is spliced from 4 exons. The coding region runs from base 1 to 813 and encodes 270 amino acids. Gene Ontology annotation, molecular function: DNA-binding transcription factor activity, RNA polymerase II-specific; RNA polymerase II transcription regulatory region sequence-specific DNA binding. Lineage: Eukaryota; Metazoa; Chordata; Actinopteri; Cichliformes; Cichlidae. Gene Ontology annotation, biological process: regulation of transcription by RNA polymerase II.